Molecule: messenger RNA, 1427 nt
Organism: Hipposideros armiger (great roundleaf bat)
Lineage: Eukaryota; Metazoa; Chordata; Mammalia; Chiroptera; Hipposideridae
Gene: TXNDC12
Product: thioredoxin domain containing 12
Exons: 7
Coding region: 144-662 (172 amino acids)
Cellular component (GO): endoplasmic reticulum
Source: RefSeq, a predicted model, not a curated record
CUUCAGGGUUAGGAAAAAAAAAAAAAUCUGGAAACGCGAGGAGUUGGGUUGGUUGACCGCACUUGGGAGACAGCGGGGACCUUCUGCUAGGACUCCGGCCCUGCUGCGUCUGAUCAGCCCCGUGGUCCCGCGCAUUUACCACCAUGGAGCUGCGGCCUCGUCUCGGGGCCACCUGUUUGCUGGGCUUCAGUUUCCUGCUCCUGGCCACCUCUUCUGAUGGACAUACUGGGCUUGGAAAGGGUUUUGGAGAUCACAUUCAUUGGAGGACAUUAGAAGAUGGGAAGAGAGAAGCAGCUGCCAGUGGAUUGCCCCUGAUGGUGAUUAUUCAUAAGUCCUGGUGUGGAGCUUGCAAAGCUUUAAAGCCCAAAUUUGCAGAAUCUACAGAAAUUUCAGAACUUUCCCAUAAUUUUGUUAUGGUAAAUCUUGAGGAUGAAGAGGAACCUAAGGAUGAAGAAUUCAGCCCUGAUGGGGGUUAUAUUCCACGAAUCCUUUUCCUGGAUCCCAGUGGCAAGGUGCGUCCUGAAAUUAUCAAUGAGAAUGGAAACCCCAGCUACAAGUAUUUCUACAUCAGUGCUGAACAAGUUGUUCAGGGGAUGAAGGAAGCUCAGGAAAGGCUGACAGGUGAUGCCUACAAACAGAAACAUCUAGAAGAUGAGUUGUAACAGCAACCUAUCUCUUCCCUCCAAGUUAGUGUUCUGGGAGAAAAGCAGCAGGGAGGGAAUAUUGAGGAACUGCUCAGAACAAUUAAACCAACCAGGUAACCUUGCUCCUGCCUCCACGGGAAGGAACUCGCACUGUGGAAGAAUUCUGCUCAGCGAAGCUGGACUCCAUGUUUGUGGAUCAAGCAAAGUGUGGCGGUCUUCCUUCUCUUGUCCCCCUUCACCUAAAUGUCUGUUGUUGAAUGUAGACAAUGAUACUUUUUGACACAAAACUUGAGCCAUUUGGAGGUGUACUCCUCACUUAAGUGUUUAAAUCUUUACAUUUCCUCUCACGUGACUGGCCUUGGUGGUGAAAGGAGACCAGGAGCAUCUUUUCUACGUCAAAAUUGCUGAAAUCACUUCUCAUUUAAAACAACAAAUCCUUAAUGUGUAUCAGUCAUUCUGCCCCCACCAAGGAGACCAGCCUGUUUUUAUUCUCUUUUUCUUCUGCGAAUAAUCUUGGGCUUCUUCCAUGAAUCCCUGCAACUUCCUUCCUCUCCUCCUGCUUGGGCCUCCCUGUUUGCAGGCAUGCGUGUGCAGGAAUGGCUGUGUGCUUAGACCCAGCCCCAGCUGGAAGCAUGCUUUUCCUGUUACUGUUGGAGAAACUCAAACCUUCAAGCCCGAGGCGGAGCCAUUUUUGUCAAGUUGUCAACUGUAUUUUUGUACUGGGGUUAACAAACAUAAAAUAUUAAUUGUUCUAUUAAACUUUAAUAAAAUUUUAAAAGGAAA